UUGUACGCCAUUGCGAAUUAGCAGACGUGACGUCAACACGGUGCAGUCACGUGACCCGCAAGAUGGCGGCCCUUCACGUGAGCCCGAGAACGAAGCCCAGAUCCUCCUCCCUGAAGAAGCCCCGCCGCCGGCUGGAGAACGUGGAGCUGGAGGAGAUGCGGCCCAGGACCACGUCCCUGCCCACACGCAACGACAUCAUCCGGCCAGGCAUGCGGUACCUGUCUCCCAUCACAGAUCACGAGAACAGCCUUCAACCCCUGAGGUCUUUCAUCACCACCCCCAAGGGCCUCAUCAACCGCGGCGACUCCAUCCGGUCCAGGAGCACCAGCAGCGUCCUGUCCUCCUGUAGCGGCAGCAUGACGGAA
This is a messenger RNA of Physella acuta, 365 nucleotides long. RefSeq lists its product as uncharacterized. The record is from RefSeq and is a predicted model, not a curated record. Lineage: Eukaryota; Metazoa; Mollusca; Gastropoda; Physidae.